AUGUUACUGUUGAUAAUAUUAUUGGUAGUGUUCAUAUCUGAAAAAACGAAUGGUUAUAUUUCAAAUAUGAAUUAUAUACCAAUGGGUACAAAUCCGACCUUAUAUCAACCCGGUUUUGAUCCAAUUAUGCAACUUGAUGCCGCUACAUUUUAUGAUACUAUAUUCAUGCAAAAUCAUGCAUUUGUAGUUGAAUUCUACGCUGAUUGGUGUGGACAUUGUCGUGCCUUUGCUCCGUUUUAUUUGGAUUUCGCAUCCACCAUACGUUCAUGGAAAGAUGUUGUAACAGUGGCUGCAAUUAAUUGCGCUGAUAUUAUCAAUCAAAAUAUUUGCAGCGAUGAGGAAAUCAUCGGUUAUCCGAUGAUCUUGUACUAUCCCCGUUAUGCUCGAAGUCGUGUUGAUGCAAUCAAACUGGAGCCAAAACAUUCUUUACCGCAUAUGAGAAGCCAACUGGCACAAGUUAUACGAAAUGAAUAUAAUCAGUUUCAUUAUGCAGAUUGGCCAGAUUUCACCUUUUUGACAACUGAUAGUGCAAUGGCGUUAAGAAACGUUUGGAAUCAACUGAAUGAUUCUCAUCAAUUUCUUGUCCUAUUGUUCGAGCAAUUUGAUAGUGUUGGUGUGGAAUUCUUGUUGGAUAUGUUUCCACUCCAAAGAACGGUAAUUACUAGAAGAAUUAUUGUUUCUUCACCUGUUAUCCAAUCAUUUACUAUCACACAGUUACCAUAUAUUUUGGUUUUCAAACGUGAUCAGAAUAAUCCCAUUUAUCAAAGUCCAUAUGGUUCGAAUUCGUUGCAAGAAGUAAUGAGGGUAACAUAUGCGACAGAAAUAUUACCUGUGUCUCGUAUCCUACCGGUACCACCAUUACCACCUUUUAAGCAGCAGCAAGAUAUUGUAAAAUGCGAGUUAUAUCACGAUAGAUGUCGUGAGUUAUACUACGUUUCGGAGGCGGAUAUGUUGAAAGCGAUGCGUAUGGCAAUAUUUGAUGAAGUAAUUAAAACAGAUAGCAACAUUACUAGUACCAAUUUCACAGCACUGCUGGAUUUCAUCAGUGUUCUUGCUGAACAUUUUCCAACUUAUACAGCUAAUACAACAUCAUCAGAAACAACAAAUCAGAAAUCAUCCGCGUCAUUAAAACAAAGUACACGAGCUAAAUCAGUCUUUUUGCAUCUUCGACAUUUUCUCGAAGCACAUCGAGCAAAGAGUGUAAUUUCAACGGCUGUAUGGCGAAAUCAAUUCCAAAAUAUUGAACGAUUAUAUGGAUAUCCAUUCCCGAUGAAUGCUUCAUGGGAACAUUGUAAAGGAACAGCUCUCGGAUAUCGUGGUUAUACAUGUGGCUUAUGGACAACAUUUCAUGCAAUCACCGUUAAUGCAUUUGUGCAAAAAUUGCAAUCACCCAUUAGCCUGUUGCUCAGUAUCCGAGGUUGGGUUGUCAAUUUCUUUGGCUGCCUUAAUUGUCGACAACAUUUUUUACACAUGACAACCACUCUUUAUCCGUUGACUAAACGUCGGGUGCAAAGUGCCUACGAUAUGAUAUUCUACCUGUGGCGUGCUCACAACAUUGUUAAUGCUCGAUUACAUGGAGAUAAAGCAACGGAAGAUCCGCAAUUUGAGAAACAACAAUUUCCACCAAUAGGUGAUAUCGAAAAAUGUGAUAUUUCUGAAAGCUUCAAGCAAACUGAAACGAGAUGGCCAAUUAACCAGACUACCACUGGGCAGUUUGUGAAACCAACAACUUGA
Acanthocheilonema viteae is the source of this 1734-nucleotide messenger RNA. The record is from the annotation of a GenBank genome assembly. Lineage: Eukaryota; Metazoa; Nematoda; Chromadorea; Rhabditida; Onchocercidae.